CAAAGACCUAAUUGUAAAUACACGUAUGCAUAAUUAAAAAGUUUUCGCGUGAACUUUUAAUGAUCCGGUGUUAAAUAUAUCAGCCGCAUAUACGAAACAAUGCCAAAAGGAAAGAAAAUCAAACAGCUGUUGCUAGUAAAAUUAAUGUGCCUAUAGAAAAUACUUAAUUAGAUUAGUAAGCAAAAUUAAUAGACGUAUAGGAAAGUGAUUUUAGUGAUGUUUAUUUGAUUAGCAAAUUACAAUUCAUGCAAAUAGUAAUUUAAUAAAGAAACAAAUAAAAUGUUUCAUGUUUGUCAGAUCUCGGGGUGUCUUAGCAUUAUCAAGCGUGCUAAAAGUGUUUCUUAAUGAAUGGUGAAACUGUGUAAAUUCAAUGGAACCGUGAUUCGUCUGCGGAAGACACAGCCAAGAUGUUACCCGUGCCUCAGGAUCGCAUGUCGGGGCGGCGAAGUAGCUCCAUCGUGAGCCGCACGCUGCUUGGCCGCCGCGCUUCCGUCUACGUCACCGGGAACCAUCAGGACCCAGCUAAGCUAAUAACGGAGAUCAACGUGCAACUGGCGCUGUUCCGGGACCUGCUUAUCCACUUCGGGCAGCCGCCCGACUGCCCGGAGCUGCGCGAGCGCGUGCGCCGCCUGCGCCGCGCGUGCGUCGAGGCCACCAAGCAGACCAGCCAGCUCGUGCUGCCCAACUGCAAAAAGUCGACGAGCGAGGGAUGCACGGAACAGCCCCAACUGGUGCUGCUGUACUUCAUGGCGCAGCUACUGCUGCGGGAGCUCGCCAAGUGCCACCGGCUAGUGCAGCUCGUGCCCAUGGACAUGACGUCCUAUUACGAGAACCGCGCCGGCCCGUCCAAUUUCGGGAACGUGAUCAGCCAGAUCCUGCUGUGCAAGCAGAUCACGCCAGACUUCAACCAGGAGGAGCUCUGCAGCAUCGCCAAGGACACCCAGGAGAUCACCAGGAUAGUCACGGAUAUACAGGAGUACCUGCCUCAGCAUGAAAACCUUAACCACUUAGAGACCAACGUCGCGUUGAAAGGAGAAGAAAUGAACGGACUCUGGCGGAACAAACGGAGAGGCUCACUGUACAAAAGCAUGGGGGUGCUCUGUUGCGUGUCGCGGCCAAACUAUCUCUGAGGGUGACGCGUCUCGCCUUCGCGGCGGCCCGACUAACCGACUUCAAUGUAGCUCAAAAACAAAGUGCAAGGUGCCUACCAGUCACAAUAACUCAAGUGUUCAGCAGUGUGUGUGUACGGAGCUCCGUAUGCUCAGGGAAACGUUACGAGUGCGUGUGAUGUGUACAGAUUAGACAAUGAACGGGUCCAUUAUUAUUGUCUAAUUAAUAGACGAGAUAGCGUAGAGGAACUUGAGGUGGAUUAAACUUCUCAUACAUUAUGCAAAUCACUAUUCAUAGGUAGAGAUCAUCACGCACGGUAGUUCAAUUAUAAACGUUUCUGUAUCGUGUAGCGUAAGUAAAGUUAAUAAUGUAUAACAGAUAGACGGAUUUAAUUAAUUAAUAUCGUGAAUUGCCUGGAAUGGGAUCAACUGUUGCGUUUAAGUAGAAUAGACUUAAAUAUUCAAUGCUUUUUGCACAAACCCUAUAUUUUACUUGCUACGAGUAGAUCUCAUUUUGAUUAUAGAUCGUUGUGUUCAAAUUGUGGUAGGAAACUACUAGUCACCGCGGUACAUUUUAAGACCUAAUUUUAAAAAUUUCUUCACGUCACUACAGAAGUAGAAAUUCUACAGAUAUGCGGUGUUACGUCCCACAUGUGGAGUCGUUGUUGGUUUAUUACGACAAUGCUCGGAAUACAUCGUUACCUACUGUUUCAUUAUCUUGUCUUCCAAUAAGCUACAUAGUUUUACUUUUAAAAUAUUCACUUAGAAGAAUAUAACUUUCGAGCAACCUCAUUAACAAGUCUCAUUACAUUAAUUGCUUUUUCUUUCACUGAAAGUUUGUGAAAAAUGAGCUCUUCUUCAUUUUUAUACGGCAAAGUUAGUUACCAAAUGUUACCUACGGGUAAUGCCCGGGGUUUCCUAAAGAAAUUAUUAUGGCCUAGUCACAAUUGUAGGUAGAUGACACCUUAAACAUUCUAGUCAAUUAUAUAUUUGAUUAAUGAUAUUAUUUUUACCGUAAUAUAAUACAAUUAUAUUUAUAUAUUGUUAAUAAAAUACAAAUGACACCUAUGUAUCUUAGAUAAUUAUAAAGUAUUUCUGUAAUUAUAUACCUAAGUAUUAGAAUUUUAUUGAUAAUAAUUCUGUUAGGGAGAAAAUUAAAUAUUAUAUUAAAUACACAUAAUUGACGUAUAUUGCAAUACGCAAUACUUAUACGCAAUUCGAUUAUAUUUGAUUAUUUAUGAAAUCGUUGUCAUUUAGACUUCUCUACAUUUUACUAAGUAUAACUAUAAGUAUAUACCUAAGAGAUAAACUGAUAUCAAAGAUAUUGUGAGCAUAAUAUUAGCUUUAAUUUUGUUUGCGCAUGUAUACUACUUGAGACUUAAAUCUAAAGUAAAUAGAGAUCACAGAUAUAUAAUUAAAUGUAGGAAUCAGAGUAGCAUUUUGUGCACAUAAUAUUUACGCUUAUCCGUUUGAGCAGUCUCCUUCAAUAUCAAUACCCCAUCGUAUCAAAUACAAAAGCACGAACGUUUCAUGCGGAGUAUACACUCAGAGCCCACUGCAAACACUCCAAGGUUCACAAAAUGCUUUCCUGCUUUGCUGCCAUCUGUCCAACUCGGGAACGUUUGAAAUUAUUUUAUUAAAACAUCUUUUGAUUUGUUAUUUACCUAUAUAUCUAUAGGAGUGCAAGCACAGAUCGCUCGCUGCUUGGUCAAAGGCGUCGCUUUUCUUUGGUGUAUGGUAUCUAUUUCGGCUUCCAAGGAAACCGUUAUUAACUUAUUAUGUAGAUUGACAGAUAACUAUUUACGUAAUUUACGAACAUCGGUGUUCUAAACCCUCAGAAGUGGAUCGUGUGACGGGAAACCGCUUUUACUUAUACCACUUUAAAGGUAGAUUUGCAGUAAUUAUUAAAUUUGUUAAAAAAUACUUGCAAAUAAUGUUCUUUCUUUUUGGCGGCACUAUUUUACUGAGUCAAUAUAGUAGACAUAGUAAAAUUUUAGCGUCUGACUAAAUCAAUUAUUGACAGGGAAUCUAUGCCUAUUACCAUUUCCGAAAGAUUUUUUUUUCAAGGAGCAUUUAAGAUAUGAUUAAAAUUGUUAAAUUACAAUAAAAGCGUUAGAAGAGCCGCUAUCCCUUGCAAUAUAUUUAUAUUAUUAUUCAAAUGCUGGUAAAUCUACACAUUAUUUGUUACCUUAAAGUUCUGUAACAAACUAUGUACAAUUAUAAUUCCUCUAUCGGCAUAAGUUUGUUCUGAAAAAUUCAUGCAUUUAAAGCCCAAGCCAAGCUGCUAAGUCCAUGAUGUCCUGUAUUAGUUACCUGUGUCAUGAUAACUCUAAUUUCAUCAUGUGCAGUUACGUUCAUAACCAAAAACAACUGAACCUCGGAGAUCUGAACAUCACUCUAAUAAUAUAAGAGCAUAAAAGCCUGUGUGCCUGUAACCGAAUGCCGAACCAAACGCACACAAUAAUAUGUGUUUCUUUCGUAGCGAUCUAUCUCGCGACGCGAAACGAAAACGAAACGCCGCGAAAGGUAGUCUGGCUCUAUCGCGCCAAUACGCAAGAGCGAUAGAGAUAGAUCUACGAGCGUUUCGUGAGCGUUUGUGCCAUUCGGCUACGUACCCUGUUCAGAUAUUAUCGUUCGCACUGUAACUGAACUGAAUUGUACGCGACUAUACCUGGCCAUGUGGCCAUCUGUCUGUAUGUAUCAUUUCAUCUCUGUGUUAGUCAUAUACCUAGUACCUAAUCUCAUUUUCUGUAAGACACAUUUUACUGUAUGCAUUUACUAAAAUGAUGACUGUGAUAUACUCAUAACAUAAAAUUAUAAAAGAAAACAUGCAUUAAAAUAUGAUUCAA
Leguminivora glycinivorella is the source of this 3958-nucleotide messenger RNA. RefSeq lists its product as uncharacterized. NCBI's taxonomy places the organism in Eukaryota, Metazoa, Arthropoda, Insecta, Lepidoptera, Tortricidae. Gene Ontology annotation, cellular component: neuron projection. Gene Ontology annotation, biological process: G protein-coupled receptor signaling pathway. The coding region runs from base 408 to 1130 and encodes 240 amino acids. The record is from RefSeq and is a predicted model, not a curated record. The transcript has 6 exons.